AUGAAACUAUUUUGUGUCUUGACCAUUAAUGUGGUGUUGUUGUUGUCGACAUUGUGUGUUGCCUUGCCAUUGGAAAAACAACAACAAGAAAUCAUAUUUAAAGAUCAAAGUUCCGAUGACAUUGACAUGGACGUAGCGGAAUCUAUAAAUAUUCCACUGGUGACAAAAACUGUAAAUCAACCGGAGAAAAAUAGUGAUGAUACGGGAAUUGCUGGUGUGCCUAAGAAUUCUGAACGCAUUGCCCGUCAAUUGGAUAUUGAAACUGCGGAAAGUGUUAACUAUGGUUUGCAGGCGAAUAGCCCACAAUCUGAUGAUUUCGAUAUACAUUCACAAGCGGAAGAUGCUGCAUCUGAUUCAAAAUCUGGAUUUAGGGUAUCACUCUUCCAAGCUCCCGUAAAAACUCGUGAAUCGGUAAAUUUGGAAACUGAAGCUGUACCUUCCAAAGUUUUAAGUGUCUAUGAUAAUAGUCAGAAAUUUAUUGCCGAUAAAACACAACCCCAACCAAUUUUGGAUACAAUUAAUGAGCAUGAGAAAUACGGCAACAAUGGUGAUAUGUUUGAUGGCAUAUCUCGUAGUUUAGUCAAUGGUUAUGAGGCUUUUUCUAAUUUCCUAAAUACAAUAAUAAAGAAACCUCAACAAAUCUUCAAAUCCAUUAACAAGAGUGUCAAUGCCCAAUUGGAUAUAAUUGGCGGUAAACUUGUGGGUCUAUAA
This is a messenger RNA of Musca vetustissima, 711 nucleotides long. RefSeq lists its product as uncharacterized. The record is from RefSeq and is a predicted model, not a curated record. The transcript is spliced from 4 exons. The coding region runs from base 1 to 711 and encodes 236 amino acids. Lineage: Eukaryota; Metazoa; Arthropoda; Insecta; Diptera; Muscidae.